AUGUCUGUGCAGAUCUUCGAGGAGGAGCACAACAUCUGGUUCCUGGACCGCGGCGGGGCCCUGGUGGCGGUGAAGCAGCCGUCCGUGCCGACCCGGCACCUGUGGUCAUCUGGGGCCCGUCUGGGGCCCGGCCCCACACACUGCCUGCUUCUGCUGGGGAGUGACACCUCUGAGACGGGAAUGCUCUCUGACAGGCUCAGCUUCGACGAGGGGGUGCAGUGGAGCCAGCACAGCUUCUCGGCCGUGCCCCUGUUCGUGGACGGAGUCCUGGUGGAGGCGGGCGCCGACAACCAGAUCAUGACGUGA
Menidia menidia (Atlantic silverside) is the source of this 306-nucleotide messenger RNA. The record is from the annotation of a GenBank genome assembly. Lineage: Eukaryota; Metazoa; Chordata; Actinopteri; Atheriniformes; Atherinopsidae.